AGUUGGGAACAUUCGGUUGAGAGACGCGGACGUGGUCAAAUCUCAUUUUCAAGAUUAUACACACAACAAUAAAUAUAUAUAUUUGAAUUGACUAAAAUUCGGCUCUUUAAUGUUAUUCAUUAUUUUGAUAUCGUUAUUUGCUCUACUAGUGAUAUGCGCAUUUCGUCUAAGGAAAGACUAUGAAAUACUAUCACUUAGUCGUCGGUUUAAGACCGUUGAUGGUGGACCACUGGAUCGGAUUGUUGCCCGAGGUGCUGGAAAUACAAUUUUAGGCAAUACUUUUGAUACGCUCGGAAUGAACUCCGAGCAAUUGUUUUAUUAUAAUCGUGAUUAUGCAACGGAGCUGAAGCGUAGCUAUAUUCAGUAUAUUAUUGGAAUGCCAGUAUAUAACAUUAUUGAUGCCGCUGAUGCGGAACUGGUGCUGAAUGAUAAUAAUUUGAUAACCAAAGGAGAUUUGUAUCGGUUUUUGCAGCCAUUUCUAAAAUCGGGCCUAUUAACGAGCACAGGUAAACACUGGCAUAGUAGACGAAAAUUACUAACACCUGCAUUUCAUUUUAAAAUAUUGGAACAAUUCUUGGAGGUUUUUAAGCAAGAAAGCGUUAAAUUUAUCGAUCUUCUACAAAACAUGUCGACUAAUACAGUAGGUCCUUGUGAGGUUAACUUAAAUAAUGUAAUACCUCGAUUCACACUGAACAGUAUUUGUGAGACGGCCCUUGGAGUGAGACUCGACGAUUGCGCCGAUGGUGAUGAAUACCGUAAUAAUAUCACAAUAGCAGAGCAUAGUUUUAUAAAUCGUGUGAUUAAUCCACUACUGGGCAGCGACACUCUAUACAACAAUUUCGGUAAUGGUCGAAAGGAUAUACCAACUCUGAAGAAUUUGCACGCAUUCUCAAGCAACAUUAUUAAGAAACGUAGACAGAACUUUAACAGAGAGGCUUACGAAACGGAAUCAAGUGAUUUGAACACAAAGCAACGUUAUGCAAUGCUGGACACAAUGCUACUAGCAGAAAUGGAUGGACUCAUAGAUCAUGCUGGUAUCUGUGAGGAGGUUGAUACAUUUAUGUUUGAAGGCUUUGACACGACCUCUAUGAACAUCAUACUCGCUCUUGCCUAUCUCGCCAGUCAUCCAAAUAAACAGCAACUGUGCUACGAGGAGAUAACCCAGUUUAUAUCCAACAAUGGCGAACUCAACGAUUUGGACAGCCGCACAUUGGGUCAGCUGAAGUAUUUGGAAUGUGUUAUCAAGGAGACGCAAAGACUGUGUCCAUCGGUUCCUAGCAUUAUGCGGGAGUGUCAUGAGGAUACGAAAUUGGCAAACAACUUGAUUAUGCCCAAGGGCACUCAGAUUAUCGUGCACAUAUUCGAUAUACAUCGCAAUCCACUAUAUUUUGAGGAACCGAAUGAAUUCAUUCCAGAACGCUUCCUUCCCGAAAACUCCACACAGCGCCAUCCAUUUGCAUUUAUACCCUUUAGUGCUGGUCGGCGAAAUUGUAUUGGUCAAAAGUUUGCCAUGCUGGAAGUUAAGACUUUGUUGGUUUAUAUUUUAAGCCACUUUAUGGUAUUGCCCGUUAGCAAUCCUAAGGACUAUAGAUAUUUAGCUGGCAUUUUGAUCAGAACGAAGGAAGACGUGUUUAUUAAAAUUACAAAGCGAAAGAAUUAAUUUUUAUUUCUUGGGUUGAGACACACAAUUCCUAAACCAAUUCCUUAUCACCCGGGUUUGUUUCCAAUUAUUUUUUUGUAUACUUACAAAUUUUUUCGGCCAAGCACAAAAUAUAUAUAUGACAUUAACUAGAAAAAUAUAAGCAAAUUUAGUGAAAAGAGUUGAAAUAACAAUUUUAAGAUAUGUGACAGUAAGCAAUUUAUGUGUAAAACAUUAUUUUCAAGUUUAUUACAUAUUGUUAAAUAUCGUGUAUAUAUGUAUUUCUUAAAUAAAUUCUUGGUUUAAAAUGUAAUUCACCA
Drosophila grimshawi is the source of this 1959-nucleotide messenger RNA. RefSeq names its product probable cytochrome P450 4p3. Lineage: Eukaryota; Metazoa; Arthropoda; Insecta; Diptera; Drosophilidae. The transcript is spliced from 7 exons. The record is from RefSeq and is a predicted model, not a curated record. The coding region runs from base 110 to 1660 and encodes 516 amino acids. Gene Ontology annotation, molecular function: monooxygenase activity; iron ion binding; heme binding.